ACCUCGUAUGUCAGUAGUUGUUUGACAACUGCUGUCUUGGAAAUAGAGGCAGGGGAGACAACAAGGAUCAAUUUGACAAAGAAGGUGACGGUAACCAUUUUGAAGCAGAAAGUUUGGUAAGACUACAAGCGCAAAGCGACUUUAAUAACAAGGAGAAGAAGACUUGAAAACUUUGCAGUGUUUUUGUCGCGUCCAUCUCAAAAAUGUAACGUGAACUCGGUGUGGGACUGGUUCUGGUUGUCGUGAACGAACUUUCGUAACUUUCCAAUGUGGAAGGUUUGUUUAAAAAAAAAUGUCUAGCUAAAGAGCCUGUGAGCAAACCGAAAAGUCUGGCGAUUAGCUAGUUAGCAGAGCUCUGUAGUUUUCCAACUAAUACUAUUACAUAAACAACUUGAUCAAGUGGUGAAAGUGAUCAUGUCAGCAGCAUCCGCAGCCGCCAGCAGCUCAUCUCAGCGGGUCAAACACAGCGGAUCCCCUCCAGCCUCCUGCGCUUCCUGUAGCAACAACACAGCCACGGUCCGGUUGCAGCCUAUCCGCGCCACGGUGCCGUACCAGCUUUUGCGUGGAAAUCAGCUCAGCCCAACCCGCUCCGCUUCCUCCUCCUUCCCAGUAGCCAAGAGCAACACAGGACCGACGACGUCCCGUUGCUCCAGUCCCGCUAACCCGGGUGGAAGCGCCUCGGACGGCAGGUUGGUCCACUGGCAGAGACUAUCACCGCCGGACAGCAGGAGCUCACCAGAACGCAGCCCUUUUUCACCUGUGCCCAAAGUUGAAAGGACAAAGUCUCAGCAGGUGCGGAGCUCAGGGGCCAUUCGUCGAACUUCCUCCCUGGGCACUAUCACUGGGCCCUACCUCACUGGGCAGUGGCCUCGUGACCCCCAUGUGCACUACCCAUCUUGUAUGAAAGAUAAAUCCACACAGACUCCUGGAUGCUGGAGUGACGAAACAGGAGAGAAGAGGAGCACCCACCAGCGCUCUGCGUCCUGGGGCAGCGCUGAUCAGCUCAAAGAGAUAGCCAAGCUCCGACAGCAGCUUCAGCGCAGCAAACAGGGGGGUCGCCACAGUAAAGACAAGGACCGACUGUCCCCCCACCAGUACAACACCCUCACAUACAGCGCCCUCACCAGCACUAGUAACAGCACCGUGACCGCAGACAGCCACGCUCAGCAUUUUUCCAUGUCGAAGUCGGCCCAGAUGCCGCUGUCCAACAUCACAGUGCCAAAGCCCUCCAUCUCCAGGGUGCCGAGCAGCAUGGAGGGCAUCAACCACGAGCUGGAGAAGGUCUUCAUCAAAGACAACGGAGAGAAGGAGGAGUUGAAGUCCCUGGAGGUCCCGGACGGCCGACGCGCACCCUUCCCUCCCCAGCAGCGCAGCAGCAGCACCCGCAGCGUGGACACCCAGACCCCGUCAGCCCCCGGCCGGUCCAGCAGCUGCUCCAGCCUGUCGCCCUGCCCCUCGCCCGCCUGCCCACCGGGGUCACAUGACGGCAGCCCUUACUCCACAGAGGAUCUACUGUACGAUCGGGAUAAAGACAGUGGAAGUAGUUCACCUCUGCCAAAGUUCGCCUCCUCACCCAAACCCAACAACAGCUACAUGUUUAAGCGAGAGCCUCCGGAGGGCUGUGAGAAGAUUAAGGCCUUUGAGGAGAUGAGCUCCAGACAGUCCACGUCAGCAUCAGUCCCCCUCUUCUCCUGCCCCGACAAAAACAAGGUCAACUUCAUCCCGACGGGUUCAGCGUUUUGCCCCGUCAAACUGCCCGGCUCCCUGCACCUCACCCCGGCCUCGGAGCCCGAGGAGGACGAGGACAACGCAGAGACGGGUUCCGGCAGCUCGGAGCCUCAGGGGGCAGCGUCAUUUUACGGCGCCCCCACUCAGGUCUCGACGAGCACCAGCACAGACGACCCCCCGGAGGAGCCCGGCUCUCCCUCAGAGACUGCAGACCCCCAGACAGACAGCCCGGCCAUCAGCUAGAACGGAAGCGGAGCUGGCCUCUGCCUCCGGGAGUCACGCUAGCGUCCACCGACCAUCACCACUGACUGUCCCACCAACACCUCCCUCUGCUCUGCCAGGGGAGCCUCCGUCUCUCUGUGCUGACCCCCUCAACCCCCUUCUAUCUCUGCAUGACGUAGCAACAAUGUCCUGAAUAACCACCUUCGCCACCACCACAAAGACUCGCCACCUUAAUGUUGUGUCCUGCAUAAUGUCUGAGCUGUCGUUGGCAGGGAAGGACCUGAUGGUUAAAGGUUAUAUCAUAUGCAGGCAUCAGAGGGAAGAAUGGAGCACUAUGGAUGGGGAUGGGGAUGGGGGGGCAUGCAUUUUAAACUGGUAGUAUAUUUCUGAUUAAAUUAUGUGUUGUGUUCUGUUUCAACAUUCACAGUAUGAAUAAGCUCUUUAAACAUAUAUAUACACAUAUAUCUCUAUGAAAAGAAAGGAAAAAUGCUUGUUUUAAAAAAAAAAAUCCAAAACUGUGUAUUGCUGUGUAAUGUACUGAACAGGAAAAACAGCUGUACUAUUCAGGAUUAUGUUUACAGUAUCCAGGUCACAUUGUUAUACCCUGUCUAAAACAUGCAACCGCAAAACGAAUUGGGCGAAAGAAAAGGAAAAAACGAAAAGUGGCCACAAUUGGUUGCACAGUGUCUGCAUCUGGCCUCGCUUCAGGUAUUUCAAUCAGAGUCUAUACUCAGGUAAUUUGGAAUGUGUGUCCAUACAAAUAUCUGCAGCUCAACGAAGCAGAACAGAUUCACGUUCAUUUGUUAUUCCGGGGUUUUUUCCCUCAUUUCCAGGCAAAACCAUUCCCUUUCUGUUCAGAGUCCAGUCUGAGAGGGUAACGUGUGGUAAAGUCAACGGGCGUCCCUUUUCGGGUUCGCCUUUUCUGACCAGUGGUGGGAAACUGUACUGACCACACAAACUGUGACUGAUGGCGUUAAUGUCGUGUGUGUUGUGAGGAGACAGACGUCGACGAGUAUUGUCUGGUUUACGAGUCCGAUGACGACGUGUGAUUGGCUGUUCUGAGCGGCCGACGGUGGACCACAGGUGGAUGAGUCUGCAGUGUCGUAACAUUAAAAUACAAUCAAAGCGAAGCACUGGAUUCUUUACAGAUGCAGGUUGGAGAUGCUGUUGUACAAAUGUUUUACGGACAUUGAAGUCAUUUGUUUUUGAAUUAGGCCUUGGUGUGUGAGAAGAAGAAAGCGUUUUAUAGGUGAAUUAUCUAAAAGAAUGAUGACGACAACCCAACGAAUACUGGAGAUCACUUUUAGCUUCGUCUGUGUUGAGAUACAGAUCAGCCAACACAUCCGUUAAUAUUUAUUAAAACUUACAUUUAACAGUCAUAUCCAAUGGGAGAGGACCAUGGCUAAUUAUGUAGGUGUCAUUCCGCUGAUGGCCACUAGAUGCUGGCUCCAAAUCCCUCCACAAAUAGAGUCAAUCUGGUUUCAUUUUUUUAUAUUCGGACUUUCUAACAAGCACACAUGUAGUCCAUCUUAAACACCCUCCAUUAGAUUUAGGGGCCAAUGAAGACCUCUGUUUAUAGAAUACAGACAGCUCCACUAUAGUUCUAAGUUAAUAAGUUAACCCAAAAAGAUUGUCAAAUAAUUUUUUCUUAUGCAAACGUUUGAUAAGGUUCACUGUAACUAAGGUAGCAUUAGCUCAGUCAUCACUCCUUAGGCCCUUGCCGAUCCACCCCUUUAGUGAAAAUAGGGUUAAAUCAUGGUAGUGGCCAAAGUGUAAACUCGUGAUCUUUAAAAGUCCCAAAAAAACAUCAGAGCUCACAUCACAUAGGAGCUCCCCCCACCUCUUAGAUAUAGUUAUAAUAAUUGCAACACUUAGUUUUAAAGCAACAGUUAUUUAAAAAAAAUAAAAAUAAAAAAAUUCUAGAUAUUGAGUUUAUGUUAAUUGUCUCGCAGGAAGAUUAGAUGAAAGUUAAAUGCAAAGAGUAAAGCAGCAGCACAAGACAACUGUUAGCUUCCACAAGUUUAUUAAAUAAAAAAAAUUGCUUAAAGAAGUAACUUGCAAUUUACUGCUAUGACUUGUUUAAUAUGAGGUGCAUUUACUAGGUAUAAUGACAAGCUAACAGGUGCUAUGUAAACACUUCAAUUUUUUUCUUUUUUUUUACUCUCCCAUUAACACAUUGAGUUUGUUCGAAAAGGUUUUGCGUUGCAUAUAGUACAGCUUAUUUAUUAUAUGUAAGUUAGAGGAGUAUGUUAAUUUUUAAACACCCCCUACUUGAACAAAAUUGUGAAAAAAAAACCAAAAAAAAACCUCUGACAAAACCCACUGUACACUCCCUGACCUGUACAUGUCGGUAAAAGUGACACAUUUAGCAGGUUAGCGUUGGUGGAGAUUGAAACAGAGGUUAAAGGUAACUGAAUCUGGACACAUGGAUCUCAAAUCUCUCUAAUCAUGUAUCCAAAUAAUUGCUAAGUUUCGUUAAUGACGUGAAUAAGUACACGCUAAGAUUAGUUUGUUUUCAGCUUGUUUUACUGUCCAUUGUAAAAAUCAGAAACUACUAAAAUAUAAUAAUAGUUUGGUUGAAGCUUUCAGUUCCAUCGUACACGCUUUAGUAUCGUAAAUGAGUACAGCAUCCACCUUUGCUACAAGCUGAUGACUGUUUGUACAACUUUUAUCUCCAAUCUGCAUUCAGGUGAUAUCCAAAUUUAGACUGUUCUUAAAAUCCAGAUAAUUGCUGUUCCAUUAAAUGCAUUCCAUGAGAUUCAAGCAUCCAAGACAUAAAUAGACUCAUGAUGAUUCAUUCCAAAAAUAUCUCUCAGCCUUUUGAUAUCUUCGCUGUAAGAGUUUAGCUCCAGUAGGCUACUACAAGAUGUUUGGUUUGCAGAUACAAUAGCACCUUCAUGUGUUUGAUGCACAGAUAAAAAGGUUCACACUGGCCUGUCUCUCUCUGUCGGUUGUUUAGUGUUGUAGGCAUCCUGAUUCCACCACAAAAACAAAAACAAGGAAAUCUUCUGAGCAUCUCAUAUAUUCUGUGCAAAACUCCAUCCUCCAGGCUAUUAAUGAACAUCUCCACGCCCAAGUGUAAAUGAACCACAGCUUUCAUAUUUAGAAAGAGUGAAACAUAAUCAACAUUUAUUUUGUUAUCUCGUGUGCUUGUGGAAUCCCUGCAUUGACGCUCCAUUCAUAUUUUGUAUAUAUGUGGCUUUUAAAGAAGGCUCAAUGCAAUGUUGUGGUUUCUUAAGACAUUUCAGCACCUUACAAGAGCUAUAGCUUUCCCAAUGUUCCACAUAUACUCGGCAUUGGUAAACUAGAUGUGUGCAAUAAUAGGAAAAAAAAAAGGUGUUGUCCUCCCGGAUGUUGUCCGUUCUUUGACACGAGCGUCUCAUCUUGCAUUCCUUUGGUUUUGAGCAUGAGGGCUGGAUCAGCAAGUAGUUUGUUGCUAAAGCCAUCAAUCGAUCCAAAACCAGCACUGAGAGUGACCAGAGCACAUCACUGGCAGGUCAGAGUGUUCAUCUACUCACUACAUGAUAACUCCUUGUGUAACCUGCAGUGUCAAAGUUCAUGCACAAUGGCAAUAAAAAAAAACUGUUGGUU
Molecule: messenger RNA, 5541 nt
Organism: Sphaeramia orbicularis (orbiculate cardinalfish)
Lineage: Eukaryota; Metazoa; Chordata; Actinopteri; Kurtiformes; Apogonidae
Gene: glcci1a
Product: glucocorticoid induced 1a
Exons: 9
Coding region: 415-1971 (518 amino acids)
Biological process (GO): podocyte development
Cellular component (GO): cytoplasm
Source: RefSeq, a predicted model, not a curated record